This is a messenger RNA of Pieris macdunnoughi, 399 nucleotides long. The record is from the annotation of a GenBank genome assembly. Lineage: Eukaryota; Metazoa; Arthropoda; Insecta; Lepidoptera; Pieridae.
AUGAGUGACGAAGAUUCAAAUAGCUCUAGUAGGAGUAGUGAGAGUUGCAGAAUUAGAUCUAAAAGACUUAAAAGCAAAUAUGACGAGUUUUUCGAAAUAACUCAUGCGUCCCAAAUGGGUAUGUGUAAAUUGUGCCAACAUAAGAAAGUCGAAAUAAAAAUGAAAAACAGAAACACUUCAGGCUUAAGAAAGCAUCUACUAUCUUUUCACGAGAAGGAAUCGCAAAUAUUUCUUCCUGUAAGAAAACCAACAUCAAGUCAUAGUCAAAGUGGAGAUAUCACAAGGUUUUUAACAACCACUGCAAUGAGUAGACAGUACGUAGUCCUCAGCGUGGCAAUUAUGGGCAACUACACCCCGAGUGGGAAGGCCUUUGUCCAGCAGUGGACGUUCUACGGCUGA